AUGAAUUCAACGCCGAUGUCUCCAGUUAGCGAGAGAGACUCUCGCGCGAGGAGUCUCAGUCAUUCAGUACAAGAACUGGCUGGGAAUUCAAGUGCCCAUAAUUUGAGAUCGCGUAGUCCGCGUUUAGAACAAUUGAUAGUAUCUUCACCCAGUCAACAUUCCAACAUUCGUCGGCACUUGCGCAGCCGCGAGCGUAGUUCCAGGUCUAGUCACUUCCGCAGUCACAGACAUAGCUGCGAACCUGAUUCUGUUAGAAGCCCCGAAGGUACUCCCAAGAUUGACUUCUCGCGCAGCAACGAGAAUAGUCGCGAGUCUUACACCCUGCGCAGGCGUGAAUGUGGAGAGCAAUUUAGCUUAUGCAAUCAUGAGCGUAAUAGCGAACUGAGUAUUUUGCGCAGGCUUGAAGGUAGUCGCGAGCGCAGUCGUGAGCGCAAUCGCGACCGCGAACAGAUUCGUGGACCGGACCACCUGCACGCCUACGAGCUACGCCAUUCACGUAGCCGCUCCCGUAGCCACGAAGCCGGACAUGGGUCCGUCGCGGCAGACAACCACCUGAGCAGGGAGAGGACUGAUCAGCCACAAGGAGUCCCACCAUCGGUUAGUUUGAGGACAAACAAUAUAGUCAGGAAGGCCGAAUGUUGUAAACCUAAUUAA
Arctia plantaginis is the source of this 654-nucleotide messenger RNA. The record is from the annotation of a GenBank genome assembly. Lineage: Eukaryota; Metazoa; Arthropoda; Insecta; Lepidoptera; Erebidae.